This is a messenger RNA of Mycosarcoma maydis (corn smut), 741 nucleotides long. RefSeq lists its product as uncharacterized. Lineage: Eukaryota; Fungi; Basidiomycota; Ustilaginomycetes; Ustilaginales. The coding region runs from base 1 to 741 and encodes 246 amino acids. Gene Ontology annotation, molecular function: SNAP receptor activity. Gene Ontology annotation, biological process: vesicle fusion; endoplasmic reticulum to Golgi vesicle-mediated transport. The transcript has 2 exons. The record is from RefSeq and is a predicted model, not a curated record. Gene Ontology annotation, cellular component: Golgi membrane; SNARE complex; cis-Golgi network.
AUGGCAUCCACUUCAACAGCCUCCCAGCCAUGGGACGUCUUACGGCGGAACACGCGCAAUCUCGAAUCAGCCAUCGAUGCACGCCUUACCACCUAUUCGCAACUCGCCUCUAAAAUCGCACGCGCUGCGGAUCACACAACGCUCGACAUGACGGGUGCCGGAUCCUCGUCUGCAUCUGAAACCCGGGAGCACAGCGAGCAUGUCGAGUUGGAAACUGAGCUGGAAUCGCUGAUCAACGAGCUCUCGAAUUCGGUCGAUGCUCUGACAGCCAAACUUGACGAUCCUGCGAUCCCACCGACCACGCCACAACUGCACGCGGUUCAGCGACAUCGAGAAUUGCUCUUCGACUUUACGCGCGACUUUCGUCGGUCCCAAACCAACGUUCGACACGCCAUCGAUCGUAGAGAUCUACUGGGUAACGUUCAGGGAGAUAUCGACGCGUAUAAAGCGGCUCAUGCAUCCGAUGCAGAUGCUCUGCUUGCCGAGAGAGCAAGAAUCGACAACUCACACGGCAUGAUCGAUCGUACCCUAGAACAAGCAUACGCAACACGUGCCGACUUCGCAGAUCAACGCUCCACCCUCCAAGCCAUUUCCACUCGAAUGUCUUCCUCCGCAGCCCAAGUUCCCGGCCUCAACUCCAUCAUCACGCUCAUCGGUAGAAGAAAAACAAGGGAUAGCGUCAUCAUGGGCUGCUUGAUCGGUACUCUCACCGUGCUGCUUCUCAAGUUCGCCCUUGGCUGA